This is a messenger RNA of Acytostelium subglobosum LB1, 1707 nucleotides long. RefSeq lists its product as hypothetical. NCBI's taxonomy places the organism in Eukaryota, Evosea, Eumycetozoa, Acytosteliales, Acytosteliaceae. Gene Ontology annotation, biological process: intracellular protein transport; vesicle-mediated transport. The record is from RefSeq and is a predicted model, not a curated record. Gene Ontology annotation, cellular component: Golgi membrane. Bases 1 to 1707 code for a protein of 568 amino acids. The transcript has 5 exons.
AUGUCUACUACACCGACUACUACAGCUGCUUCAGCAAAGACGAUGAAUGUGCGAAUUGCUAUUCAGGAUUAUAUCAAUAAGAUGUUGAAUAAUGUUCAGGGAAUGAAGGUGUUGGUACUGGACAAAGAAACUGCUGCUAUUGUUGGUCUGGUAUACUCUCAAUCCGAUAUAUUACAGAAGGAGGUAUUCCUCUUUGAGAAGAUCGAUGGUACCUCCUCAGAGAAGAUGCCACACAUCAAGGCCGUCUACUUUGUACGACCAACUCAAGACAAUGUACAUCGCAUCGCUGACGAGAUCAGGAAUCCAAGAUUCUCUGAUUAUCAUCUAUUCUUUACAAACUCAAUUGGAUCGGGAUCACUGGAGGACAUUGCCAAGUAUGAUCAGAGUGACAGUGUUAAGGAGGUACAGGAGUACUUUGGAGACUUCUACCCAAUCAAUCCAGAUACAUUCACACUCAACAUACCAGGUGUGCUCACAAGAACAACUGCUGCAUGGCAGACCAACAUCAACAGAAUCAUUGAUGGUCUCACUGCAUCACUUCUAGCACUCAAGAAGAAGCCCAUCAUCAGACACUCUGCCAACUCUGAGGCAACCAGAUAUCUCGCACAAGCAAUGACCGAGAGGAUCAGUAAGGAGAGAGAUGCAUUCGACUUUAGAAAGCAUGAAUCAUUGUUGUUGAUUCUCGACAGGAAGGACGACCCAAUCACUCCACUCUUGCAUCAAUGGACUUAUCAAUCAAUGAUUCACGAGUUACUCUCGAUCAACAAUAACAGAGUCAGCUUGAAUAGGAAGGGCGAGUCUGAUCCCAACAAGGAGGUCAUACUUAACGUCGACCACGAUGCCUUCUACAGAGACAACAUGUUUAUGAACUAUGGAGACCUUGGUGCCAGUAUCAAGGACCUCGUAGAGACCUAUCAAAAGAGACAAGAGAGCAGUGCUAACAUCAAUACCAUCGAGGACAUGAAGAGAUUCAUUGAGAGUUAUCCACAAUUCCAGAACUUCUCAACAACAGUGUCCAAGCAUGUCAACUUGAUGGAGGAGAUAUCAAAGAGGAUUAGUGACGAUCAUCUGAUGGAGGUGUCAGAGAUGCAACAGGAGUUGGCGUGCAACAAUGAUCACGGCAGUGCCUACGCAAGACUGUGCGAGAUGCUCGACAGCGAGAAGUUCACCAAGGAGGACAAGCUGGUGAUGGUGUUGCUCUACAGUAUUAGAUACGAGGAGGGACAUGUUUGGGAGCUGCAAGAGAAGCUGUCACGCUGUGGAUUAGAGCCCCACCACAUCAGUCUAGUGCAGACACUCAAGGACUACGCCGGCAAGAAUCAGCGAGAGGGUGAUCUGCUUGGCACCAAGAACAUCCUGUCACACUUUAUGAAUGGCGUCGUCAAGCGUGGUCUCCAAGGUAUCUCCAACAUCUACACACAGCAUGCACCACUAUUGUCCGAGAUCCUAGAGCAGUUAUCCAAGAACAAACUUCGCGAGCAAUCAUAUCCAUAUUACACAACAGGUCAGCCAACUGAAAGACCAUCAGACAUUAUUGUAUUCAUCAUUGGAGGCAUCACUUAUGAGGAGGCCUAUAAUGUAUUUAAGUUCAACUCGAUGAAUGCCAACCAAAAGAUCCGUGUCGUCUUGGGUGGUUCUACCAUUCUCAACUGCAACCAAUUCCUGGAGGAUCUGACUCACAUGAAGAUUCUUAGCAAGAAUAGAUAA